AUGUCCAGAGGACCUUACUCUACAAGCAGGGAAUAUAAACCAAACCUAAACCGCAGAAGAGGAAAGGAGCAUAUAACGGAGGACACCAUGGCAACGUUGGCUCUCGAGCUGGCUGGCAUUUCUCUGUCUGUCCUGGGUUGGCUACUGAGCAUAGUCAGCUGUGCCCUGCCCAUGUGGAGGGUCUCUGCCUUCAUAGGUGCCAACAUUGUCACCGCUCAGGUGUACUGGGAGGGCUUGUGGAUGAGCUGUGUGUUCCAGAGCACGGGCCAGAUGCAGUGUAAGGUCUACGACUCCAUGCUGGCCCUGCCUCAGGACCUGCAGGCGGCCAGGGCGCUCACCGUGGUCGCCAUCAUCCUGGGGGUUGUGGCGCUCCUUAUUUCCUUGAUGGGAGCCAAGUGCACCAACUGCAUCGAGGAAGAGGGGGUCAAGGCCAAGGUGGUGGCCACCUCCGGGGGAGCCUUCAUCGCGGCCGCUCUAGCACAGAUCGUGCCCGUCUCCUGGUCGGCGCACACCAUCAUCAUAGAGUUCUACAGCCCAAUCGUCCCCUCCGGGCAGAAGAUGGAGAUCGGAGCGGCGCUGUAUUUGGGCUGGGCCGCCUCCGCCCUGCUUCUGAUUGGGGGAUCAAUCCUCUGUUGCAGUUGUCCCCCAAAAGAAGAAAAAGCAGCGAGGUACAGUAUUCCCCCACAAAGCCGAAUUGCGUACUCCGCCGCUCCGAGGUCUGUGGCCCAAAGCUCGUACAACAAAAGAGACUACCCUUUUAAAAUUCAUCCGAAGUCUUUUGCCAGACAAAGAGGCAACAUGUCGAUGGGUUUGGAAAUCGUUGGCAUUUCCCUUGGUUUCCUGGGAUUCAUCAUUGCGAUAGUGACAUGUGCUUUGCCUAUGUGGAGGGUGACGGCGUUCAUCGGGGCCAACAUCGUCACUGCCCAGACGAUCUGGGAGGGCCUGUGGAUGAACUGUGUCACCCAGAGCACAGGACAGAUGCAGUGCAAGGUCUACGACUCCCUGCUGGCUUUGCCCCAGGACCUGCAGGCCUCGAGGGCCAUGACCAUCAUUUCCAUUAUACUCGGCGUGAUGGGGGUCAUGAUCGCCAUCGUCGGAGCCAAGUGCACCAACUGCAUCGAAGACGAGCCGACCAAAGGUAAAGUGAUGAUCAUCUCCGGGAUUUUCUUCAUCCUGUCCGGCCUUUUGGUCCUCAUCCCCGUGUCCUGGAGCGCCAGCGUCGUCAUCAGAGAUUUCUACAACCCCGUACUGACCAAUGCCCAGAAAAGAGAACUGGGAGCUUCGCUCUACAUCGGCUGGGGAGCAGCCGCCCUGCUCCUGAUUGGAGGGGCAUUGCUGUGCACCAGCUGCCCACCAAAAGAAAAGAGGUACAAGCCACCGCGCAUGGCCUACUCCGCCCCGCGCAGCACCAGCGCAGGUGGAGGAUACGACAGGAAGGACUAUGUCUGA
Molecule: messenger RNA, 1449 nt
Organism: Menidia menidia (Atlantic silverside)
Lineage: Eukaryota; Metazoa; Chordata; Actinopteri; Atheriniformes; Atherinopsidae
Source: the annotation of a GenBank genome assembly